AUGGGCACAGCUGUCAACGUAGCGGCAGCAUGGCUCGUCUCUAGAGUCAAGGUCCAGACUCUAGGUGCCGUGUCGGCGGUCAUCUCCGCCAUCGCUCCGAUUCUCAUGGCCACGGUCGAGCUCGACGGGUACUACUGGUUCGCGCCCUUCUGGGCCAUGCUCCUCUCGCCUGUCAACGCCGACGCCCUUUUCACCGUGUCGAACCUCAUCAUCUCCGACGCCUUCCCGGCGGACCUGCAGUCCCUUGCUGGCGGCGUCUUUAGCGAGAUCGGGCAGAUUGGCAACGCCGUGGGCCUCGCCGUGACGGCGGCCAUCGCAGCGUCCGUGACGGAGCACUCGGGCAUCGUCGACGACGCCGGGGAGGCACGCAUGGCGGGCUACCGCGCCGCAUUCUGGACCAUCUUCGCCGCCUCGGGGGCGGUGCUCGUCAUUGUGCUCUGGGGUCUCAGGAAGGGCGGCACGGUCGGGAAGAAGGAUGAGUAA
Colletotrichum spaethianum is the source of this 483-nucleotide messenger RNA. RefSeq names its product putative MFS-type transporter. Gene Ontology annotation, cellular component: membrane. The transcript is spliced from 2 exons. Gene Ontology annotation, molecular function: transmembrane transporter activity. Lineage: Eukaryota; Fungi; Ascomycota; Sordariomycetes; Glomerellales; Glomerellaceae. The coding region runs from base 1 to 483 and encodes 160 amino acids. The record is from RefSeq and is a predicted model, not a curated record.